AAAAAAGGAAAAAAAUUGCAAUCGUCGGAAAAUUCCAAAGCAAGUAUAACAGCGAACAGCGUUUUUCUCGCGCUGCAUCAUCGAGCAUUUCCAAGCUUUCGUUUAUCAAUUUCUCAGCGAGCUACGUAACGCUCCCCCGCAUAGAAGAAAGAAGCAGCCCCUCGCAGCAAAGUGAAAAAUAACCAGCCAUAAAUCGCCCUGCUGUCCUACAUUUCUCGUCAAUUACAUAAGCCGUGUGCGUGUACGAGAGAAGAAGAAGAAGAAAAGCGCGACGAAGCGCACAAGAGAGAUGGAGAAAAGGGAAAGAAACCGGCCCCUUCCGACAGGCGCCUCCGCACUCGAGGAAAUAGUAUAGACACCGUAUCGGCUACACUAUAAGUACUCGCCGCAAAGAGAGAGAGAGAGAGAGAGAGAGAGAGAGAGAGUAGCGCCAGCUGCGCGAGUGUACAGACACACACACAGAGGGUCGUCAUAGCGACGCUUCGGACGCAAACACAGGGCGCAAGCGAGAAGUCAUCGGCGGCGGUUGUGUGCGAGAGCUGCUGCAACAGCAGGAGACGUAGGCGACGAUGUCCGCCGAGGGCGAGUUCUUCCUCAGCGUCAGCGGUUCCCUCGAGUCGGCGGACUUUUACGAGGUCAGCAACGCCUACUGCAAGUACGCCUACCAAUUCGGACCGGAAUGGAGCGUCCUCGCGGGUAUCGAGGAAGGUUUGACGCAGAUGAGCAAGUGCAGCAACGACGCCCGGCGCCUGGCUGUUUGGAAUUUCCCGCUCGACGCCGCCUUCAGGAGUACGAGUCCUCACGGAUGGCCGCAGUUGCUGCUUUCAAUUUACGGAUUGGACACGUUCGGGCACGACGUGAUCAGGGGCUACGGCGCCUGUCGCCUGCCGUUAAUUACCGGCAGGCACGAGAAACGGAUUGCCGUCUACGUGCCGGAGUCCGCCUCGCUGAUGCAACAGUUUGCAGCCUGGCUGACGGGGCGCAGACCCGAGCUCAUCGACAUCGGAAUACUCGCCACCGGCGAGGGACGGGAACUGACGCGAAUGAAGGUUCAAGGGUUCGUCAACGCGACGUUCAACGUCGUGCUGAAGGAUUUUUUUCAACUAGGAUAUGACAAUGGAGAGCGUUGGAAGUAGUGUAAAUUUUGUUUAAUCGUAUCAUCAGUAAUAAUCUGAUAACGCGCUCUGUACAUAAUACGACAAUAUUCUAUUCAUAAUUAAUAACCUUGACGAUGCCAACGAGAGGUUUCGUCAGCAGUGUAACGAUUUACAGCUUAAUAAAUAAUACUAAAGACGUC
Nasonia vitripennis (jewel wasp) is the source of this 1297-nucleotide messenger RNA. RefSeq names its product B9 domain-containing protein 1 (gene B9d1). Lineage: Eukaryota; Metazoa; Arthropoda; Insecta; Hymenoptera; Pteromalidae. Bases 570 to 1136 code for a protein of 188 amino acids. Gene Ontology annotation, cellular component: MKS complex. The record is from RefSeq and is a predicted model, not a curated record. Gene Ontology annotation, biological process: cilium assembly. The transcript has 6 exons.